This is a messenger RNA of Paralichthys olivaceus (Japanese flounder), 257 nucleotides long. The record is from RefSeq and is a predicted model, not a curated record. NCBI's taxonomy places the organism in Eukaryota, Metazoa, Chordata, Actinopteri, Pleuronectiformes, Paralichthyidae.
GUUGCACGUUGGACGGACGAUCCUACAACAGCUCAGUGUCCUGGACCACGUCCACCAAACCCUGCGUCACCCGAAGAUGUCAGGAAGGUGUCGUCACUGAGGCGGAGGUGCAGUGUGUCGUCCACUGUAAAAACCCAAAGAUCCACCCGAAGAAGUGCUGUCCCACCUGCCCCACUUGUAUCUUCGAGGGUCGUCUGUACAAAGAGAAGGAGGAGUUCAGUCCAGAGAACAAACCCUGCAUCAAGUGCACCUGCACC